GGCGGCGGCUGGGCCCUUCGCCUCCCCGCCGGCCUGACGCGGGAGAAGCCAAGAGUGACCCCCGAGCCCCUCCCUGCCGCUUGGAGGGUCUGUGAACUAAACCAGAAACAGCAAAGAGGUACCUUUUGAGGACCGACUCUUAGCAAGAAAUAUCGCAGAGCGCCAAACGUCCAGCGACUGACACUUUUGAUCUGCGUGUUUAGGCAGAAACAUGACUCAAAAAAUCGGGUUCCCGCUCUCCUGCUCAGUCUGGAGGCGACAGUUCGUCUGUCUGUUUCUCUUGGGUGUGACCGAGCACGCUGUUGUCUGCUGCCUGUUGCAGUCUGUCCUUGAAGGAAGUGUCAACUUUACACACCUUACCUGUAACCAGUCAAAGCAGCAUCAGGGCUCUUGUGAAAGAGAAGCCAAGUUAGCCUCAUCUUUCGACUUCUGGACUCUUUCCUGUGAAAACACUAUAGCUAUGUUGCCAGUUGAUCCUGUAAAAGAAAAUUAUGUUCGUAAAGUGAAAAACUGUAUUUUUUCAGUUGCCUUCCCUACUCCUUUCAAAUCAAGAGUACGUCUUGUAGCAGUUUCAAAGGAAGUUCUAGAAGGUAUUUUGGACCUUGAUUUAUCUGUCUCAGAAACAGAUGAUUUUAUCCAGCUUGUAAGUGGUGAAAAGAUAGUAUUUGGAUCCAUUCCAUUGGCUCACAGAUACGGUGGCCACCAGUUUGGAAUAUGGGCAGAUCAGCUUGGGGAUGGAAGAGCCCAGCUUAUUGGGGUUUAUAUGAACAGGCAGGGUGAAAAAUGGGAACUUCAAUUAAAAGGCUCAGGAAAGACCCCAUAUUCCCGAAAUGGUGAUGGUAGAGCUGUACUUCGUUCUUCAGUGAGAGAAUUUCUGUGUAGUGAGGCCAUGCACUAUCUGGGAAUUCCAACCAGCAGGGCUGCAAGUGUGGUUGUAAGUGAUGAUGAUGCAUGGAGAGAUCAGUUUUACAAUGGAAACGUUGAGAAAGAGCGAGGUGCAGUAGUGCUGCGUAUUGCAAAAUCAUGGUUCAGAAUUGGAUCAUUAGAAAUUUUGACUCAUUAUGGUGAACUGGAUUUACUAAGGACAUUAUUGGACUUCAUCAUACAGGAACAUUUUCCCUCAAUAGAUGUCAGAGAACCUGAUAGAUACGUGGAAUUUUUGUCUGUUGUGGUAUCUGAGACUGCAGGACUUAUUGCCUUGUGGAUGUCUGUUGGUUUUGCUCAUGGUGUUUGUAAUACUGAUAACUUUAGUUUGUUAUCUAUUACAAUUGACUAUGGUCCAUAUGGUUUUAUGGAGGCCUAUAAUCCAGAUUUUGUGCCAAACACAUCUGAUGAUGAGAAAAGAUAUAAAAUAGGAAAUCAAGCCAAUAUUGGGAUGUUUAAUUUGCACAAGUUGUUGCAUGCUCUAAACCCAUUACUGGAUCCUAGGCAAAAGCAGUUAGCUGCUCAGAUACUUGGCAGGUACCCUGCUCUUUAUUAUACAAGGUUUAGAGAACUGUUCAAAGCCAAGUUGGGAUUCCUGGGAGAACAGGAGGGCGAUGAUGAUUUAAUUGCGUUUCUCUUACAUCUCAUGGAAAAAACAGAAGCUGAUUUUACAAUGACGUUUCGGCAGCUCAGUGAGAUUACUCAAAGCCAGUUAUUGGAGCUCAACAUUCCUCAGCAUUUCUGGGCGCUGAAGAAGGUUUCAGAGCAUGAACUCUUUCCUGCCUGGGUGUCCCAGUACCUUCUGAGACUGAAGAGUAACAUGAAUGACUCAGAUUCUAAAAGAAGAAAAAGAAUGACAAGUGUCAACCCUAGAUAUGUGCUGAAAAACUGGAUGGCAGAAUCCGCAGUGCAAAAAGCAGAAAGGAAUGAUUUUUCAGAGGUCCGUCUUCUACAGCAAGUUCUUCAGCGUCCUUUCCAGAUGCAUUCUGCAGCCGAGAAGGCAGGCUAUUCCUCACCUACUCCUUCUUGGGCAAAAGAUCUCCGAGUUAGCUGCUCAUCUUAAUUUGGGAAAAAUAAAUUAAAUACCUCUAGUCGGAAUCGACUUGAUGAGAGUGGUUUUGGUUUGGUUAUCAUUGAAUUGAACACAGAAUAAUUUAUUUGAUAAAUCCUGAAUGACUGUCCACAUUUUGUUAAUAAUUCCACAUUUAAUUAUAAUGAUUAUAUAUAAAAAUACAUUUUAGCCAAAUAAACUGAUUCUUUAGAACA
Molecule: messenger RNA, 2190 nt
Organism: Loxodonta africana (African savanna elephant)
Lineage: Eukaryota; Metazoa; Chordata; Mammalia; Proboscidea; Elephantidae
Product: protein adenylyltransferase SelO-like
Exons: 19
Coding region: 212-1987 (591 amino acids)
Source: RefSeq, a predicted model, not a curated record